AUGAGCUCACCCGCAGAGUUAACAGAUACUGAAUUGCGAGAUGAAUUGAAGGCACUGGGCUUCAAUGCCCCUCCGGUAACGGGGAUGACACGGAAUACAAUGGAGAAGAAGCUACAGAUCUUAAGGGACAAGGCAGCUGGCAUAGAAAGUUCAAAGAAGACUCCGAAAGGCAAAAGAUCUCCGACUAAAUCAACAUCAUCUGCUUCGAGAGAUUCUUCGGCCUCCAGGACUCCACCAUCAAGAAGAUCAAGUUCACGAGGGAAUAGAGAGCCACAACCAACUGUGGUUAACGAAAGUCUCAACUUUGAUGACGAUCCAGCUCCAGUUGUCACCAGUCCUAAGCGAACCACUCCAACGGCAAGCAAGAAGGUUAAUGUUGUUCCGGAAAGUGUUCCUCGCGUGAUACCACCUACUCCAGCUGAAUCUCCAGUUAGAACAAAUCGGCCCGUUUUCAAGAGGACACCAACACCUACUAGACCAACCUUACACAAGUCUAGAGAGCCGGUUUUUCGGAUUGAUGACGAAGGUAGGGUUCAACGUUAGUAUAAUUAGAAAGAUGUAUCUUGACUUUUACUUACGUUCAGGUAGUUUUUUAUUUAUUUUUUAAUUUUAGUUUUUGGACACAGAAUCGCGUCACAAGCUGAGGAAGACGAGGAUGAUCACUACGAGACUUCUCGGCCGCUGUCUCCAGAAGAGAAGAGACAUUUUGGUAGUAGUCGCGGUCAGAAACAAGACUCUCCAUUGGACAAGCUGAAGCAAUUUGGAUCUUCAGCGAUUGGUUAUCUGCAGAAGAGUGGAAAGAAACCUCAAUAUGUUAAUCAUCCUUCAGAACGAGGAUACUUUGGCACUCCGGGUGGUCGAUAUUCGCCUGUGUCACCAUUAAAGUCACAUCUCAGGGAGCCAUCGCCAAGCGUCGCUUCCGAGAUUCCUAAGUAUAUUUUAAUAUUUUUUAUGGCAUUUACUACACUAUUGUUUGUUGCGUAUGUGUUUACUGCACAUAGUUCGACUGUUGAGAAGGGAAAGGCCGUCAUUAUCGGUAAGUAGACUAGUUUUUGUCGUGUGUUUCUCUAUUGAAUAUAGCUAUUGUAGAACUACUUUAAUGUAUUGUAGGAGGAUAUUAAAGUGUUAAAUACAUUAAGAUAAACAUAUGUUGUUUUAGGUACAGUUUCGGACAUUGGAAGCUUGAUCUACAAUUAUGCGAUCAUCCCAGUUAUCGCUGCUGUUUUGGGUAGGUUAUUUUACUUUCUGUGAUGGAAUUUAAUGUGUUUUAAGUUGUGGAUAAAAUGUUUUAAAGGUAUCUUUACUAAAAUAAUGGUUUUUAAUAUUUUGAGUUAUAAAGGAGACUUAUGCUUAUAAUACUAUAAAUUGAGUGUUUAGUUAUUGGAGUAAGCACUUUGCUUUUCUACAUCUACAGAAGACACAAACUAAGCAAACUUCAAUUGGAGAACAAGAUCAGAGAGCUGGCGGACGAGAUAUCAGGUAAGUCAUGUCGUUACUGAUUAUUUUGUUUUAGUCAAGAUCCGAGAUGGAGCUGGGAAGGGAAUCAAGGACGACGCCAUUAGAGACUCCAUAUAUCCACCAACCAGAAUCUCCAACGACCAGAAGGCAUUGUACGAUAAGGCUACUACACUGUUGGAAGCUUCUGACACAAGAAUUCGAGUUGAACUUCGACUGGUCGAUGGAGUCGAGACCAAGUUGUGGUUUUGGAACGUGCCUGUGGCUGAUAGUAAGUUAGACUGUACAACAUGUUGCAAAAUAUAUUCACUGAUUUUUAGUGAUAAUGUUGUUUAAAAACGUUAAUAUUUUCAGAGUACGGAAGUCCGUUCCACAGAGAAACACUUGGAGUAACUCGUUGCUUGAAGAUCCGAGAUGUCCCAAGAGUGGCGGCGUAAGUCUUCUCAACAUUUCACAUUACUUACUCUCAUUAAAUUAUAAAGACAGUAUUUAAAUACUAUUAUUAUUUUAGAGCGCAGUCCAUCCAAAAGCUUCAAGGAGAGUUCAAUAAGCUUCUGGAAUCCGCUAAACCAAUCCUUUGCGAGUACAGAUACAGCUCUGAAACCGGACAACCCCCAGCCAUGUACCUGGCCUUCAAAUCGGUCAGAGAUUCUGGUGAAGCUUUCCAGAUUCUGAGCAGAACCUCCAAGUUCUCUUGUCCCUUGGUGGUGAAGUAUGUCACGGAUCAGAGAUUCCAUGAACGAUUCCCUGACCUGGUGUUCCCAGUGGAUCCAGAUGAGAAGAAGGACUUGAGCUACCUCUACGGAAGCCGAAACCAGCUGUCAGAUGACAAUGGAGGCAGAUGGUGA
Molecule: messenger RNA, 2303 nt
Organism: Bursaphelenchus okinawaensis
Lineage: Eukaryota; Metazoa; Nematoda; Chromadorea; Rhabditida; Aphelenchoididae
Source: the annotation of a GenBank genome assembly